CCUUUUGUGACGUCAUGGUGCAUGCACGUGUUUUGUUAACACAUAAAAUGAAGUAUUCGUGAAGAAUUUUGUUACUAAUACAGUUACUACUUUUGCUCUAGAAUUCUAUGAGAAGAGAUAAUAAUGUCGGAAGACAAGAAAAAAGACGAGAAAAGAAAUCUAAAAGAAUUGAACGAUUUGUUGAAGCAGAAAGAUGCCGACAAGCAGCAACUACAGGCCAGUUAUGAUGAAGCUCUCCAGGCACUAGCUGACAGCGAAGCAAAGAGAGAGACAGCAGAAAGAGAAUUAAAGAUAGCUCAGGAUCAAAUGGCGACUAUGUGGAAAGAGCUUGAGAGUCUUCAUCAAAGGCUAGACGGGUCUCACCCUCGUCCCAAUCCAGUCUCAACUUCCUCAGUCAUUGUAUCAGUGUCUCCCCAAUCUAAUGUAGCCCAAUCUUACACUACUAACACUCCUUCAGCUAAAACCACUUCAAAUAUAUCAUCACCACAUCAUCUUUGUCCUGUCACAUCUCCUUCUGUCAUUUCAACUGCUUCUCCUUCUCAAGAGGCCAAUGGUCCUAUUGAGCUUUGCUGUACAUUGUGCAAUGAAAAGAUAAGAUCAGGUACUGUUCCUUUAGUACCCACGCCAACGCCCACUCCCUCUAAUUCUCCCGCCCACUCUGCCCCUAAGACCAAAACUUCAUAUAGGCUCUGGCCUUUUGGUGGCGGUAAUAGUCACCACAAAACCAGAUUAAAUGAUUUAAAUGAUCAUUCAAAAGUUUGUUCAUCUAAACUGAAGUCAACUUCUCCCUCUCCUCCAACACAUAGCCCAAAGCAACAAAGGAAAUUACAAUCAAGAGGUUCAUCUCCAAAGAUCCAGCCAGAGAAGCGUUCCUCAUCACUAAUAGUUAAUGUCACUCGCACUCCAACAGCUGCUACUGAUCUUGCUCCCUUUAAAGUCGUCACUUGGACUAACAUGACCUCCCAGUUCUCCUCAGAGUCCUACGAGGUGUACAGGAGUGCCGGAGACUUUCAAUGGCUUCAUGACGUACUCCAGGAUAACUGCCCAGAGAGAGCAGUACCUCCACUUAGGACAACCAUAUCUCUUGAUGCUACUGUGUCAGAGUAUCAAAGGUUCUUGUCUCGUCUUGUGGCACACAAAACCCUCAGAACUGAGCAAUCUUUCAUUGUAUUCCUAACUGGAACUAUUGAAGAGUUGAGGGUCCUUCGUGCUAAGUUCCGGCCUCAUUUGCCGUCAGAAGAGUCCCUACAGUAUCGUCCAACUCAAGGACGUGAUACCUCAAGUGGUGCUCUUGUUGCUACUAAAGACUAUCUUCAUUCAUUGGAGAAUAAUCUAUUAGGAUUGGUACACCAUCUACAGCAAAGGACUACCAAUGACACACAGAGAGAAGGUAUCAUGUUAUGUAGAAAGUUUGAGCUAAAAUUCUGAAAAUUACCCAAGGCUA
Amphimedon queenslandica is the source of this 1444-nucleotide messenger RNA. RefSeq lists its product as uncharacterized. The record is from RefSeq and is a predicted model, not a curated record. Gene Ontology annotation, molecular function: phosphatidylinositol binding. The transcript has 10 exons. Gene Ontology annotation, cellular component: endosome; endosome membrane. Gene Ontology annotation, biological process: early endosome to Golgi transport. Lineage: Eukaryota; Metazoa; Porifera; Demospongiae; Haplosclerida; Niphatidae. The coding region runs from base 124 to 1428 and encodes 434 amino acids.